AUGACCACAGGACAAGAGAUUGCAGUGAGAAUGUGUCACCUCACAUACUUCAGACCAGACUUACAGUUAUCUAGAGAUAGCUGCAGAAAAAGUCAGAACAUGUCUACCAUGAAGGAUGCUGAAAGACAAGAACCUGCAGUUCUCCUCAACUUUCUCUCCAAAGUUGGACUGAAGGGAUUUUAUCCUAACAAACUCACUCUUCGGUCUCUCUUGGAGAUCAACAAAAACAGCGUAAAUGAAGAAGCUGUCUCAUCUGUGGAGGACAUACCAUGGGGUUUUCUCAGGAAACUAUUUAAACUCAAUUCUGAAUGCAGAAGCUGUACACAAUUAUCAGACAAUGAUGAUGAUGAUGAUGAUGAUGAUGAUGAUGAUGAUGAUGAUGAUGAUGACCUUUACACUGCAGAUGACCCUGCAAAGGAUAAUAAGGUCAACCCUCUCGACCUCAUAGUAGCUCUCUUCAUUUGUGCUGACAGCUUCUUGCAACAGGAACUGGCCCUCAAGAUGUCCAUGUGCCAGUUUUCUGUCCCACUGCUGUUGCCCCAUGCCAAUAACAAUCAGAGUACCCUGAUGCUUUGGGCUCUGAGAGACAUCGUCAAAGAGUGGCGUCCACAUGAUUUGUCUGAAUCAAAAGGGUUUGUUGAAGACAACAUUAUCCAAGCAGAUAUUCCAUUCUACUCAUUUGUGAGGCUGAAAAACUGCAGUUUAUCCAAGUCCCAGUGGUUGAAUCAUGUUCUCAGCAUUGGUCAGUCCAACAACAAUAUGUUCAUACACAGAGAUAAUGAAGGUGGAGCAGUUAAAAGAAACAUUGCCAAUGGUUUAGUAGAGGUUUGCUGGUACCUUCCCGGUGGUAAUGAAAAUCUUAAUAUAUUUUCAGAGCCAGUUGCAUUUGCUAAUUUGCGAGGAGACAUUUCUGAGUCACCAGCACAGUUCAAUUUUCUUUUUCAUGUGUCCACUGCUGUCUUUGUAUUCCUGGACAAAAUUGAAGAAGAGGAGCACGAGAUUCUGACUUCUCUUCAAGAUGCAAAAUCCAAACUGUUCUUCGUUGUUAACCGCAAGGAGGUGAAUAGUACAGAAGAUAUGUCUGUCAAGAAAACACUAAAAGAAUUAGACCUACCAAAGGCCAGUGUGAAAAUCAAGGAUCCAAGGAUAAAUGUAAGAGAGUUUUCAAAAAAACUUUGUGCAGCCAUCAAGAAAUCCCUCAAAGAUGUAAAAACCACAAAAAGCAUUGCAAAUAUGCUUGACAAAGCUGUUGAACUUGGUCUGUCUGUGGAUGAACACGAACAAAGUGAGGACCAAAGGAAGGUAGCUGAGGACAUUGUGAAAGGAAUCGGAGAGCAACCUAUACCAGACUACAAGAAACAACAACUCCCUUUGCAAGGAGAUAACUGGAAAAGGUUAUCAAAGUUAGAGAAGGAGGAAUGUAGGAUGAAAGACACUGGUGACUCAGGCCUCGAAGAGUAUAAAACUCAGCUACAGGCAGAACAACUAAAAAUCAGAGAGGGCCAAAGCAAACAAACAUUGUCAAAAGGAAUUAAGAGUUUUAUUGAAAUCUUAUCCACAAGUGACAAAGAAAAAAGAGAUUAUUUCCUUAAGUGGAUGAAGUUGAAGUUAAAUUCACAUUCUCGGGACAAACUGACUGAUCUGCGUAACAAAUUUAAAGAGCAGUGUAAGACGAAAGAUGCAAAACUCAUUGCAGGGUUGGAUCAGGCUUUGCUGGAUAGCUCUUUAGGAAUAGAGCAUUACAUGAGAGAGAUGGGGCUGAUCUAUGAGUUUUCGUUUCAAUCACCAAACACUGCUGAUGAAAUAUCUCGUCUCCCUGGUUUGGCAGCUGAAAUGCUGUUUGAUGGAUAUCCUUUAGAGCUCUUAGACGGAGAUGCGUCUAACAUCCCAGAGAGAUGGGUAACAGAUGUGCUAAUGGAGCUUCACAAGAAGGUCGGAAAGAAGAGCAGACUGUUGGUACUGACAGUGUUGGGUGUUCAAAGUAGUGGGAAGUCAACACUCCUCAACACCAUGUUUGGUGUGCAGUUUCCUGUCAGCAGUGGCAGAUGCACAAGAGGAGCUUAUAUGCUCUUCCUCAGAGUAAGUGAGGAUAUACAAAGGGACUUGAACUGUGACUUUAUACUUCUCAUUGACACAGAAGGUCUUCAGUCUCCUCAUUUGGCACAACUAGAGGACAGUUAUGAACAUGACAACCAGCUGGCAACCUAUGUGAUUGGCUUAAGUGAUCUCACCAUUAUCAAUGUCUCAAUGGAGAACUCAACAGAAAUGAAAGAUGUUCUGCAUAUUGCAACUCAUGCUUUCUUGAGAAUGAAGAAAAUUGGUAAAAAGCCAGUUUGUCAUUUUGUGCACCAGAAUGUUGGAGUCUCAGCUCAUGCAAAGACCAAGGCAGAUAGAAACAUUUAUGACCAGCUUGAUGAAAUGACUCAAAUUGCAGCCGAAAUGGAAAGCAGCCCCUAUAAAGCUUUCACAGAUGUGCUGGACUAUGACAGAAAAAACAACUGGAACAUCCCGGGACUCUGGCAUGGGACCCCACCGAUGGCAGCAAUAAACACAGGUUACAGUGAAGCUGUAGCAGAUUUAAAGAAACAUCUUUUGAAGACAGGGAAAGGUGACAAACACUACGCAGUGUCACAAAUCCCAGAGUUUCUAGAAUGGAUGAAAGAUCUCUGGAAAGCAGUAAAAUAUGAGAACUUCAUCUUCAGUUUCAGAAACACUCUUGCAGCUCAGGCAUACGACAAUGUCUACAAAGAGUUACAACAAUGGGAAUGGGAGUUUAGAAAAAAGAGUUUCUUCUGGCAGACAGAAGCAGAGUUGGAAAUGUUAAAUUAUGACAAAUCUGAUCUCAGUCAUUUGAAUGAAUUAGUCCAAUCAAAAAAAAUCCAGGUGGCAGACAAAAUAGCAAUCCAAGACAAAAUAAUGAAACAGAAACUGCAGGAAUACUACAAAAGGAAAGACAGACAUGUGAAUCUGAUAGAGAAAUACAAAACUGAAUUUGUCAACAGUAUUAGUAGACUUGCAAAUGAAAUCCAACGAUCAGUAGACAAUAUACUGGAUUGUGCACUUGAGCCAAGAACAAGUUUAGAAGAGUCUCAUUACAUUCAAAGAAAACACAGAGAAAUGAUUGAAGAGCAAGUUAUGAAACUCUUGAGUGACUGCAAACAACAAACACUCACUGACAAAGAAUUGACAGAUGAGUUUGACAAGAUGUGGGCUGAAGCCACUGUAAAUGUGUCCGGCCUGAAAGAACAAAACAUAGAAGCAAACAUCUUAAAACAGUUGAGAAAUCAACUCUUGAAUCAUAAUGUCAAUGAGGAAUUACAGAACAUUGGAGACCUAAAAGACAUUGUGAAGGAUCCAUUUAAGGCAAAAAAGAAACACUUGAAACCAAACCUGACCCCGAUGAAAAGUAAUGAAACAGAAAGAGAGUUGCAGAGCUUUGCAGACUGUGUUAUUGAGUCUUGCACACGGUUUGUCCAUGACACUGCAAAAACAGAAAGAGACUACAAUGAUUCUUUUACAAGAGAGCCUGAAAAGGUUGAUGAAUCUCCACAAUGGAGCAAGCAAUGCAAGCCCCAGUUUGGGUUUGACCUGAAACUUUACAGUGUGGGCAUUGCCUCCAGAGAGUUUCUUCACAUGCACAGAAGAUUCUUGUCAGAUAUAGAUCCAAAACGUCAGCUGGAGAAGUACAAGCCUCAGUACUUGUCAGAUUUUCUUGAUCUAUACAAACAGAGAGAUGAUU
Etheostoma spectabile (orangethroat darter) is the source of this 3739-nucleotide messenger RNA. Its product is annotated as up-regulator of cell proliferation-like. Lineage: Eukaryota; Metazoa; Chordata; Actinopteri; Perciformes; Percidae. The record is from RefSeq and is a predicted model, not a curated record. Gene Ontology annotation, molecular function: GTP binding.